Messenger RNA from Saccoglossus kowalevskii, 1308 nucleotides. RefSeq lists its product as uncharacterized. The record is from RefSeq and is a predicted model, not a curated record. Lineage: Eukaryota; Metazoa; Hemichordata; Enteropneusta; Harrimaniidae.
GCAUGCGUGAAGCAUAUUUCCGUAGGUGAGGUAAGCGUUUAUAGGGAGCCGAGCGACGCAGUUAGGUCAGUCGGGCGUACCUAUCACUACAUAUCACAUCAUAAUAUAUUGACUGCACCCGUUGUUUUAAUCUCCGACCAGGCGAUUUUCUACUCUUUUAAACUUGGUUUGACAUUAGCUGCUCAUAUCCUCAAAUCAACAACAACAACAGUCAUGAUGCAAACAAAACUCAUCGUUGCUGCUUUUGCACUAUUGGCAACCUUGGUUAUAAUGAGUGAAGCCGGCGGCAAUUGUUUUGGUCCCAAAUGUGCUAAUCCUUACUGGAAGAAAGACGUUCAAGACGACACGCUAGUUGGCGAUGACGAAGACGACAUGAAUGACCUUCGUGAAAGGGAAUUUAUUGAGCAACAAGAAGAAAGGGACGCACUCCGCAGGCUACUCGUCAAACUGUUGCUACCCGAAGACGACGACCGAGACAAAAGAAAUGCCUUCAGUAAGUCUAGAAGUGCGCAAGACAAAAGGAGGAACCUUAUGGGCCACAACCGUAUUGUUACACUCAAGAAAAGUGCAGAUGAAUAAUCAAGUCGGUGUUGACUCUCCAUCCCUAGCUUAAAUGUUACAUUUCUUGGUAUAUCAUGCAGAUUUUUUUCUCCCUACUACGCCCAGUACAAGAUACCGGUGUCGACCCCACCGUACAUCAAGUCCACGCCUUCACGCUCAAAUAAUAACAAGAAGUAGUGAACUUUGGAACACUCACUUAGUGAUGAGAUUCAUCUAAGACAUAUCACAACUGUACCAGUUCGCCUCUCUUUAAUUCCGAACCGUUAAUGUGCUGUAUAUGGUUGCAGUGCAGUGCAUGAUAAAAUGCAAUUGUCAGUUUGAAAUAGGUCUAAAUGACAAUUUCAAUGUCGUCAAUUUUUUACCUUUAGAACGACUCGCCUUGUGCUGCUUAAAACUUGUCAAUGACAGGAGUUGUGAGUAUAUAAGACCACGUUUAUGAUUGAAUUGAACGAGCUCAUCUUUUGUCACGUGACGAGAUUUGGAGAUACAUUUUACUUGAUGGUCGGUGGGAAGUAGUCUGUUGUCGGUAAUACGUACCUAAACGCACCAAUGAAUUUUGAUUUUGCAACAAAUAUGCGAUCAGAAUCGAUAACUUUGAUUGUUUAUUUAUUUUGCCAUUUAAUGUUCUGUUUAGCUUUUAUGUGACAGGAGUAAUUUUAAUAUUAAACAUGGUUUAAUUUAUUUCACUAGCUUGCUGAUAAUAGUGUAAUAUAUUCUUGGGUUAAAUAAAUUAAUAUUGGUAAUGAA